Molecule: messenger RNA, 6478 nt
Organism: Melanaphis sacchari
Lineage: Eukaryota; Metazoa; Arthropoda; Insecta; Hemiptera; Aphididae
Product: unconventional myosin-XVIIIa-like
Exons: 24
Coding region: 279-6203 (1974 amino acids)
Cellular component (GO): myosin complex
Molecular function (GO): ATP binding; protein binding; cytoskeletal motor activity
Source: RefSeq, a predicted model, not a curated record
UAAAUAUUUACACCUACUAGUUUUGUUUAUAAUAUUAUACACAGCACACACACGUACACUAUAUAUAUUUUUGUAACAAUGUGUAUAAGGGCCCGUUUAGUAUACGGUCCCCGAAAGGAUUUCACCAUACCACCUACAGUAAUAUCCAAAGCAAAAAUGCAUGAUUAAGCAUAGUUGCAUUGUAAAUGUACUUCUGAUCUUGCCAAAAUAUCAGUUCAACAAUGACUUUCUGGAAUAACAGAGUAGCUUAAGAUCAUAAUUUAUCAGUACCAAUCGUGAUGUUCAAUUUUAUGAAAAAAAGUUCUGGUUCCCACAAUGUGGUGAAUAAUGGGACCAGUUCUGGAUAUGGGUCACAGGGUUCAGCCAAUAACCAAACUGAAGAAAAAGAACAAAGGAAAAAAAUGAAAAAAAUGCGUAAAGAAAAGGAAAAAAAAGAAAAAGGCAGUUUUAGUAUGUCCUCCGAUGAUUUGUUAAGAUUAGAUGAGGUGAGAAAAUCAUUAAAACUACGUACAAGGCGUAAAGAAAAACAAAAGUUGCCUAGUGGAAUUACUGCAGAUUAUAGUGCCAAUUUUUUUGCUCCAUUAAAUCGUGAUGAGACUGACGAAUCAGUUCAAACCCCCCCUCUUCCACCUCGUAGAGGUAUUCUUAAACCUCCCCCAAUUUUAGAACAUGGACCAUUACAAGAUCUUGACUCAGAUUCUCUUCUACAAACUAAUACAUUAAAAAAUGAAUUAAUUGUGUAUGAAAACGUUCCAAGAGUAUCAAGUAUUGAUAGUCUUACUGACUCAACAACAAAUAGCAGUUUUGCUACACCGUUUAACCUUAGUCCAUCUGGCAAUGAUUAUUUAACUGAUGAGUUUGAUGAAAAUUUAAAACUUCCAUUUGUUCCAAUUGUGAAAGUAGAGCCUCGAAUAUUGACUAUUAAUAGAAGAGCAGGACCUGGUAGUGAUUUUGGAUUUUCAUUAAGACGUGGUCUUGUAUCAGAAAAUACAGCUAAAAGCUUGAAACCAGUGAUUUUUGCUGAGCCAGGACAAGAUAAAACACAUUACACUGGACUUCUUCCUGGAGAUAAAUUAAUAGAAGUAAAUGGCAGUCCUGUUUCUGAUAAAAAUAGAGAUGAAAUUAUUGAUAUGAUCAAGUCAUCAGAAACAAGUGUAACUGUUAAGGUGGAGCCAGCUUUGGAGCUUUAUGAAUUAAGUCAAACAUAUUUAAGGAGUCAAUCUGGAAAUGCUUUUGUUUCUAAGUCAGAACCAGAAUUAAACGAUUCGCCAUCCGAAUUAAAUUCACCCGAUACCGAUGCAUAUUGGUUAGUCCAUAAUGAAGGAUUUUCGCCUGUAGAAUACACAAGGAAAAAAAGCUCAGACGGUUCAUCAAAAGUAUUAGUCAAGGUUUUUGGGGGUAAAGAAUAUAGCGUGGAUGAAGAAAGCUUAGAAAAGAUGAAUUCAGUAAAAUUGCAGUUGACUGAAGAUUUAUCACAGUUAAAUUAUUUAAAUGAGUCUAGUAUUUUAAAUGUAGUACGUAGCAGAUAUACUUCAAAUCUUAUUCAUACAUAUGCUGGACCUACAAUGUUAGUAGUUAAUCCUGGAUCUCCAUUAAAUUUAUACACUGAUAAGGUUAUGCAUAUGAUUAAAAAUCUUCAUAAGAUCAAUAAACAACCACCUCCUCAUGUUUAUGCUAUGGCGCAGUCUGUAUACAUGGCAGCUGUAACUACACGUCGUGAUCAAUCUUUAAUUCCCAUGGGAUGUCAAGCAAGCGGAAAAUCAACUUCAUGUAAACACCUAUUACAAUACCUUGUACAAACUGCAGUAUCUCCUAAUAAGGUGGUUACUCUUGAAAAAAUUGAAGCUAUGUGGACAGUAUUAGAAGCUUUUGGAAAUGCAGCGACUGCGAAUAAUCCAAAUGCUACUAGAUCUGUACAUUUAUAUAGCAUUGACUUAGAUCAAGGGGGACAAAUUGCAUCAAUGUCCAUUCAAAUGCAUUUUUAUGACAAAUGGAGGCUUAUUGAUCAUCCUCCUAAUGAAUUUUCUUUUCAUGUAUUUUAUUACUUACUAGCUGGUAUAGAAAAUAUUCCUGCUCUUCGUAAAGAAUUAUAUUUAGAUCAAAUCAAUGAUGACUUAAAGGGAGUCGAUAAAAGUCAAGCAGCUGUAGAGUUUACAAACCUUCAAUCCGCUCUGAUGAUUCUUGGAUUCUCAAACACUGAACUCAAGGCAAUUUAUGCAGUAUUAGCUGCUAUUAUACACCUUGGUCACACAAAAAUAGUUAAAAAAGAUAGUAUAUUUAAAGAUAAAGUACAAUGGACUUGGAGCAAUUCUGAUGCAGCAAAACGAGCUGCAAAAUGUCUUGGUGCUGGAAAUACUGAUGAUUUGUUUAGCUUAGUAUUUCCAGAUACUGAGAUAUUUAAAGAAUGUGAUAUUGGUGAUCAAUUAAAUGCUUUGAUUGUUGGACUGUAUACAGAGACAUUCAAUCUUGUAGCUUCAAUCAUUAAUCGUAAACUAGCUCCAUCCAUCCAUUCUCUUUGUUCUAUUAUAAUUCCAGAUUAUCCAGGAUAUGUUGUUAAAUCAAAGUCUGCAUUAAGCAUGUUUGAUUUUUGGAUAAAUUAUCUUCAUGAGCGAUUGUUAUCAAGUUAUCAUAACUACGCUGUGGUCACUCCAUUAGAAAAAUAUAAGAUAGAAAAAGUAGAAACAGCUGCUAGUUAUGAAGCUGAGUUUUGUGCUGAAGACCACAUGUUAAAAUUAUUUGUUGGAGCUAAGGGAGCUGUUGGUUUUGGUCGUAGUCCAUCAAUGGUAGAUUUAAAACCUGAACCAUGUCCUGGUUUAUUAAGAACUCUUGAUGAUACAGCUGGUGAUACUAAUUCAAAUGAUCAAGAUCUUAUUGCAAAAAUCCAAAACUUAACCAAUGAUAAAUCAUUUUCAAACAUUCUAAAGAACGGUAACAAACCUAAUGAAUUCACUCUAGUUCAUUUUCGUGAAACCAUUCCAAUUACAUAUAAUAUAAAUGGAUGGAUAAAUAUGUGUCGUGAUGGUAUGGCAAAGACAGCAUUAGCACUACUCCAUGAUUCAUCUAAUAUUGAUAUUUCAACUGUAUUCUCCAAAAAUCGAGGUGCUGGUCUUACAAGUACACUAGCCAUUGUAGAUGGAACUCAAUCAUUGAGACGGAUGUCUAGUAUUCGACGAGCUACAUUUGGUAGUCUUAGUACAGCAGCCACACUGAAAAGAAAAUUAACUUGUGUUCAAAUAAGAUUUGCGGUGGAUGGUCUUGUUGAAACCUUAAGGCGAACUGGACAACAUUUUAUUCAUUGUUUUAUUGCACAACAUGAAGCUGGUUUUACUAACCGUACUGAUGUUGCAGCUACUAGAGUUUUUCAUUCUGUGUAUAAACUGCAAUCAAUUACAUUGAGCCCUAACUCUAAUAAGCCAAGUCCAGAACCUGUUGAUAUACCACUUUUAAGACAACAACUGCGUGGUGCAGAUAUUUUACCCACUAUUCGGUUUUAUAAACAAGGAUUUCCAAUUUCUAUGUUUAUUGCUGAAUUUAUUCGCAAGUUUGCUGCAUUUCUACCUACUCCUUUAAAAACUGAUGAUUCAAAUAACACAAUUAAAGAUCACCGACAAUGUGUUUCUGAAAUUAUGGGCAAAGCAGAUUUAGAUGAAUCGUUGUACAAAAUUGGGAUUAAUCAAAUAUUUUUCCGUGCUAAUGUCUUACAAACUCUUGAAUCACAACGUGACGAAAAAUUAUCGGACAUCUUUACUCAGUUACAAGCUCGCUGUCGUGGAUACCUUGCUCGAAAAGACUACGCUAAACGAAAAGUAAACGAUAUCGCUGUACGGUGCAUACAGCGAAAUGUUAAAAAAUUCAUGGUCGUUAGAGAUUGGCCAUGGUGGCGACUGUUGGUUAGAAUCACGCCUUUGCUCAACGUCCACCGAACCGAAUAUGAACUUAAACAGAAAUCUGAUGAACUGGAACAAUUAAGGAAUAAAGUGGACAAGUUGGAACAGGAACGAUCGCAGUUGAAAAUGGAUAACGAUAGACUCGAACAGAGAUUGGCGGAAACAACUGCUGACUUAGCCGAAGAGCAUUCCACAGUAACUAUGGUUUCUGAGCGGUUACAGUUAGAAUCGACCGAAAGACAACGCUUGGAAAAAGAGUUACUGGAGACACAGGCUGUUAAGACCCGAAUGGCUGAAACUAAUGAACAAUUAGAAAUGCAGUUGCUGUGCAUGAGGUCCACUGAUCCUUCGUUGAUGUCAUCGUCAUCAUCUGUAGCCGGAACCAUGAGUGAUGACGAUAGUGCUGUAGCGAAUAGCGAUAAGGGUGAUCAAUAUUAUAGACGGAGAUAUGAGCGCGUUUGUCGAGAGUUGGAGUACGCUAAAAAGCGAUUACAACAACAGCAUAAUGAUGACAUGGAGCAACUAUUGGCCAUGAAAAAACAGCUUGAAAAGAAAUUGGCUGGUGUUUAUGAAGACGUAGAAGAACAACGUCAAAUUGUUGCUCAAUGGAAACGAAAAGUUAAUAAGCUAAAUUCUGAAUCAAACGAUCUUAAACUUAUGUUAGAAGAAAGUAAUUCGAGAAAUAAUUUACUGGAAAAGAAACAGAAAAAAUUCGACACAGAAUUACAUUCAUUACAAGAGGAGUUGAAGAAGGAAAAAGCUCAAAGGGAAAAAAUAACAAGAGAAAAAGACAUGGCCAUGUCGGAUAAAUUUUCAAUGGAGCAAACUUUGAGUAGUGUCAAAUUAGAGUUGGAGCUUAAAGAACAGAAAGUCGUCGGUUUGAAUCGUGAGUUACAGGAGUUGACGUUUAGCGGUAACACAGAGGAAGAAGUCGCAGCACUCAAGCGUUCAAAACAUCAACUGGAGAGUAAGCUCAAAGACCAAGAAGAAGAACUAGACGAUCUAGCUGGCCAGGUACAGUUACUGGAGCAAGUAAAAACUCGCCUGGAGAUGGGACUCGAACAAGAACGGAAGGAACAUCGACGAGAGUUGGCUCAACGCGAACAAGAGAACGAAGAAACUCGGUGUUCGGCGGCAAAGAAGAUCAAAGCGUUGGAAUGUGAGAUCGAAAACGAGCACGAAGAGAGAACGGCCCUAAUCCGAGAACGUCAUGACCUAGAGAGGCGCCUAGUCGAUUCUGAGGACAGGGAGCGAUGUCGGAGCAUGAACGACCAGGAAUCGAUUGCUCGACUUCGGCGGGAUAUAAAGAAACUCAAAGCGUUGCUUAGGGAUGCACAGACGGUACAAGAACAACGCAGUGACAGUCAAGCGAACCGCAUAGCUAUGCGGCAGUUGAGGAACCAGCUGGAGGACGCGGAGAGCGCUAGGGACUCGGCACUCAAGGCCCGGACCCUAGCCGAAACUGAUUUGGCUGAGGUGACAGCUUCGUUGGACGAAGCGCUGGCGGCUAAACGUACGGCCGAAGAGCGUGCAGCUGGCUUGGCGCGAGACAAGAAUCACCUACAGAGCCAGUUGGACGAGAACGAAGAGGAGCUGGCCGAGGUGCUGAAGAAGUACCGAGGUACGGUACAACAGCUGAGCGCCGAGCAGACCGUGCAACAAGAACAGGCGAGCCGUAUCGCUGAGUUGGACACGGACCGUGCCAACUUACAGGAGAGGCUAGCCGAGCUGACCUUCCGAUUGGACAACAUGGAGACACACGGCGACCCGGCCGGCUCGUUGAACUUGAAGCGGCUGCAGCUCCGGGUCACCGAGCUCGAGUCUAAGCUGCAACUAGAGCUGACCACCCGAACCCGGCUAGAGGUGCAGAUAGCCCGGCUAAAGGAAACCGUGGAUCGGUUGGAGACCGAACGCGAGACAGCCCAAUGCAAGGAGAACGCUGCACAGGAGGCGGUGCGCAAAAUGCAGCGGUCAUUGAGGGAGGCCCGGGAGUCGAUGGCUGAAAGGGAUUCUCGGGAAUCGGCAGAUGUGAAUCGCAAACGGGCAUUAGAAAAGCGAGCCGAACAGGCAGAGUCUGAAGUGAGCACCGUCAAGUCCGAUCUGGCUCUAGCGCUGCAGCGUAUCGACGACCUACAGGCUGCUAUGACCGGCGAUUUGGACGACGACGACGAUGAGUUCCGGUCGAGCAGUGACGAUGACGACGAUGACGGCGGAGACGGUGACAGCGACGAUUCGGUUACCACGUUUUUGGCUAGCCAGGGCGUAAGGAACACUACGCUCCUACAGCAGCAGAAAAACAUGGAUUCAAAUAAUUGAUGACUAGUAAAUUUUCUGAAGAGUUUGCACCAAAGUAUUAUUUAAAUACAAUUUUAUUAUAAAUCAUGUAUGUAAAACAGUUACUUAAUAGUUAAUUGGCACCGGCGUCCAGAUUCCGAGUAAUCACAUUUAAGAAAACAACACAAGUUGUGAAGUAUUAAUUAUGAAGAAAUUUAAAUAGUUGUAAGCCAUCAAAAUGUUGCAAUGAUUUUUUACUUACUAAAUAUUUACCAAAUUAAAUAGCGAAUUGUGUACAUAUUACAUAUAAUUUUUAA